This is a messenger RNA of Diachasmimorpha longicaudata, 1433 nucleotides long. It is a transcript of the gene Rtca, whose product is annotated as RNA 3'-terminal phosphate cyclase. Gene Ontology annotation, molecular function: RNA-3'-phosphate cyclase activity. The transcript has 8 exons. Gene Ontology annotation, biological process: RNA processing. Gene Ontology annotation, cellular component: nucleus. The record is from RefSeq and is a predicted model, not a curated record. Lineage: Eukaryota; Metazoa; Arthropoda; Insecta; Hymenoptera; Braconidae. The coding region runs from base 227 to 1384 and encodes 385 amino acids.
UGAUAUUUAGUAAAUUGACGGUUAUGUUUUGCCGGGUAAAUUGUAGACAUCUGAAAGUCUAUGUAAAAGUCGUGCCUAAUCUUGUCACUUGAAAGUGUUCAGCCUGAAGAAAUCAAAGGGAAUUCCAGAAAGUCCAUCCAUAACCAACAGAGCUUAACGAAACAAAACAAAGAUCUCAACGGGCUCUCUAGAAGCCACUGAACUCCACACUUCGUUGAUCAUGUGAAUGUUUAAAUUAUUAACCAUCAUGGCAAAAGUUGUGAAAAUCGAUGGUAGUUUAGGAGAAGGUGGCGGACAGGUAUUAAGGAUUGCCAUUAGUUUAAGUGCGCUAUACAAUAUUCCAAUCCAGAUUGAGAAUAUCAGGGUGGGGCGACCAAAACCAGGGUUAGCUGCUCAGCAUCUCAAAGGAGUAGAAAUAGCUCGUGAUAUGUGCAAUGCAAAAAUAAACGGGGCAUAUAUCGGUUCAACGCAUCUGGAGUUCUAUCCCGAGACCCUAUCCAAAGUUCGGAAACGAGAAUUUUAUGCUGACAUACAGACAGCGGGUUGUAUCGCCCUGCUGGCCCAAGUGGCAGUGCCAAUUGCUUUAUUCUUACCUUCUGAGAAUCGACCGGUUGUCCUGACACUCAAAGGAGGGACCAAUGUCCCAAUGGGUCCACACCUCGAGUAUCUUACUGAGGUUUUCAAGCCCUGGCUCAAUAAGUUCGGAGGAGACUUUGAUUUCACUGUUGUUAGGAGGGGUUACUAUCCAAAAGGUGGUGGAGAGAUAAAUCUACGAAUAAUGCCAAUUAAAAAUUUGAAGCCAAUUGACGUGAUUAGGCAAGGCAAUAUCAAUGGAAUCUCUGGUUGGGCAUAUGUAGCUGGUUCUGUGUCUCUACACGAAGCAUAUCAAAUGGCUGGAGAAGUUAAAGACUCUCUAUCCAAGGAACUGGAAACAAAUGACAUUGAGGUUCCUCCAAUAAAUAUUGAGACAUACAGAGAAGAUAGAAACACGGCUGUGGGCAAUGGGGCCGGUAUCAAUGUCGUAUGUCACACGGACACUGGAUGCGUGUUCGGAGGUUCUGGACUAGGAACGUAUAAGCGAGAUACUUUAACGAGCACUCCUCAGGACGCAGUCGAACAAAUCAUGAACCCCAUAAUCAAUAAGUCAUGUGUGGAUGUUCACAUGCAGGAUCAAUUGAUUCUGUUCAUGGCCCUGGCCAGAGGUCGUUCCAGCAUCUUCAUCGGCUCCCAGAAACUCACUCUGCAUACAGAAACUGCUAUGGAAAUUGCCAAAAUAAUAUUAAAAGACCGGGGAUUAAAUUAUGAACUGAAAAAUAUGAACGAAACAAAUCCUAAUGAAUUUCUCCUGCAAUGUAAUGGCUGUGGUCUUACCAAUGACACAUAAAUAAACUCUGGAAUGAAUUCAUCACUAGAAUGACAUUCCCAUUAAUAAA